This is a messenger RNA of Penicillium cinerascens, 642 nucleotides long. RefSeq lists its product as uncharacterized. Bases 1 to 642 code for a protein of 213 amino acids. NCBI's taxonomy places the organism in Eukaryota, Fungi, Ascomycota, Eurotiomycetes, Eurotiales, Aspergillaceae. The record is from RefSeq and is a predicted model, not a curated record. The transcript has 5 exons.
AUGUCUGUUCGCCGGCGAGGGAUUAUGGGACCAGAGGUCAGAGUCUGCAUCAUGGCUCGCGAUAUCUUGAAAGCCGCCCAGUCGGCAUCCAAUGUUAUCUCGAUCUCUCAGAAAUACUCCGUCCGAUCUACCGGUGUGUGGGAGCGUAUCCGCCGCCUUCUCGCCAUUGACUCCAAUCGCUCGACCGGUAUUCCUCUGAACUCCCAGUAUCGGCUUCCCACUCCUGGAUCUCUGCCUCCCCUGUCUUACGAUGAUCCCGUCACUAUCCCGGCCGGUGACAUCGCCGACAACCCGUACUGGAAGCGCGACGCACGACGAAACUACCCGCAGCUGAGUACCGUGACCCAGGCCGAUGCUGUGGGCCUUCUUACGGUGGGGAGCCAGGCAACUCCCAAGGACGACGUUCUGCGGAUCGGAGAGGCCGGGGAAAAGCAAUUGGUCGCUGUCAAGGAGCAGGGCGAGGAACGAGGCCUCGCUGCCCUCUUUGAGAAGGACAAGAAGAGCAUCCAAGGUGUAUUCGGAGCGAAUGGCCUGCCUCCCACACCCACUAACAUUAACACCUCUUCUCGUUCCUCGUCUCAGUAUGAGAUGGGCCAGGAACAAGCCUACCCUGCAGUGUACCCCUGCCGCAGCUUUGUUUGA